Messenger RNA from Caenorhabditis briggsae, 348 nucleotides. The record is from RefSeq and is a predicted model, not a curated record. Bases 1 to 348 code for a protein of 115 amino acids. The transcript is spliced from 2 exons. NCBI's taxonomy places the organism in Eukaryota, Metazoa, Nematoda, Chromadorea, Rhabditida, Rhabditidae.
AUGGAUGAACGAAACGAGGCUAGAGAUUGGGAGAUACAUCUUGAAGUAAUUGAACGUUUAAGGAUGGAAGAUGAGCGAGAAUGGUAUGAAAAUAUGAGCAGAGCCCGUGCGGAAUGGCAAGCUAGAAUUCGCGAACCCGUGCUACCCGUGACACCUCAUCCAUUGGGUCGGAUGGGUAUAGAAUUUGGAGAUGAGGAACUGGUUGUUCCAAUAUUGCCACCGGGAAAGAACUGUAAUUUCAAAUUGUGGACGCACUUCAAAAUCUCAGAAACUCGGACAGAAUUUCGGUCCAUUCUCCAGGGGUACAUCGAAAUAGGGUACAUCAUGCUCAAGGGGUACAUUGACUGA